AUGAGUGGUACACCGUGGGUAAUAACUGAAGCAGAAAUGCGAGAAAAUGAUAUCCAAUUCUCGUCUCUUAAUCCAGUAAAUGGAUUCGUUUCCGGUGAACAGGCACGACCCUUAUUCAUGAAAUCUGGUCUUCCACCAGCAGUUCUGGCUCAGGUGUGGCAUUUGGCUGAUUACAACAAGGAUGGUAAGAUGGACCGAAUUGAGUUUUCGAUUGCCAUGCAUUUGAUUCGUGCGGUAUUAGCUGGUGCAACGUUACCACCAACUCUUCCGGUCUCCUUAAAGCCUCCGAUGGUAAUAACCCCAUCACUUCCCCCACUGAUCACUCAAACGCCAAUGGUUAGGCCAGUGAUGACUUAUAGCGGAGGCCCACCAGCUGUAGCGCAAAAUUUGAUGACUUCUGGGAAGAUACAAGGUGACUGGACAAUACCGCAUCAUAACAAAUUGAAAUAUUGUCAGCAAUUUAAUCAGCUUGACAAAACCAGAAUUGGAUCACUCAGUGGUGUCCAUGCAAGAAAUAUUUUGGCACAAAGCCAGUUGCCGAAUUCCGUCUUAGCUGAAAUUUGGAAUUUAUCAGAUUAUAAUAAGGAUGGACGGCUUAGCGUAGAAGAAUUUUGUGUUGCCAUGCAUCUGAUUGAUUCAGUCAAGGCCGGUUAUUUGCUUCCAAAAACUUUACCAUCUGAGUUAGCAACUCACUGUUCACACAAACGCCGUGAUAAUUAUGAUCGUGGGCAGGCAGAAUUGGAUCGUCGUCGUCAGGCAUUACGUGAAGAGGAAGAGCGACGUCGUGCAGAAUUUGAAAAGAAAGAACGAGAAAUGGCAGAAAAGAGAGAGCGAGAAAGAGAGGAAGCUGAAAGGAAACGACAGGCUGAACGUGAAGCGGAGUUAGAACGUGAACAGAAACGCGAAGAAGCUCGUCUAGCGGAAGAAAGGCGUAUCUUGGCAGAAAAAGAGAAAGCUAGGAAAGAAAUGGAAAGGCAGCGAAAAGCUGAUUUGAAUGCUAUAAGAAUUCGAGAAAUCAAAGCACAACUUCAAAAUGAGGUGGACAACACCCUGGAACGACAACAGCGUCAGAAAAGUUUAUCCUUCCAACUUCAAGCUCUCGACGAAAAGGCAACAGAUUUGAACGUCAACAUUACACAAGCAAGAGAUCUAAUUGUUGGUAUUACAAAAGAAAUAGAAUCAAUGAAAAUCAAACGUGAUGAAAAAGCAGAAAAGAUUCGAUCACUGGAAAUAACGAAGCAACAAUUAAGCGUGCAGUAUGAACGACUGGCACACGAAAGUCUUCAAAUGCAGGUGGAAUGUCGUAAUAGAGCGCAAAAGGCCGAGGAUCUCGAACAGGCAAAAAAUGCAAAACAGUCCUUGACUGCUCAGUUAUCUGCUUUGAACAAGCAACUGAAGGAUGCAAAUGAACGAGCAAGGGUCCAGCAACAAUUGGUUACCAAAAAAGCAGAAGAAUUCAAUGAAUGUACCUUAAAAUUGACUCAGCUUUCAACGUUGCAUUCUCGGUUGUACGAACAGAUCAAAAAUUUAAAGCCGAAAGUAAAUACUAUAGUUUCUGGGCAAAAUGGUAAUGUACCGAAUGCUGUAACAACAUCUUUAUCGAAUCAUCCAGUUGACAAAUCUGCAUCAGUUGAUUCGAAAAGCGUGACUAAUGGAGCAAUGCAACAGUUUCCCGUACCCAAUAGUUCAUUGCCAAAAGGAAAUGGUGCUACUGGUGCAGUGAAAUAUCGUGCACUGUAUGAAUUCACCGCACGUUCAGAUGACGAGCUUAGCUUCCAACCAGGAGAUGUUAUCCUUGCAUUUGAAAAUCAUGCUGCGGAACCGGGCUGGUUAGCUGGACAGAUGCGCGACAAAGUGGGAUGGUUCCCCGUAGCAUUUGCCGAACCGAUGGUACCUGUCAGUGCUGUUCCUACGCAGCCGCCGCAAACAGUAUCAUCGGUUACAACUUCUCCAUCAAGUGAACCGUUGCAGAGCAUUGUAGAGGAACCGACCGCUUCUGUUGUUAAAUCAGGAUCUUUCGGUGCUUCGCCACCGGAGCAAGAAAAACAGUUACCAGUUCUGGGUGCAGCAGUUGCGUUGUAUCAGUGGAAGGCAAGAAAUGAUAAUGAGUUGAGUUUUUCGAAAGGCGAUACCAUCGAGAUUCUGGAACAACUGGAAAUGCGUUGGAAGGGUCGUAAUAAGUCUGGCUCAGUUGGCUGGUUCCCUAAGUCAUACGUGUCAAUGUCAGGUGGAGAUGCUAAGGUCGAUUUGAAGGACAAUUUAGCAAAAGAUCAAGUUGAAAAAUCAAAAGAAUCCGUCGGAAAAGAUGCUUCUGCACCUUCAUCUACACCCUCAGCUGCUCCAAUAUAUGAUGUUGUUACAGAAGCGCCGGUUGAAUCGACAUCUGGCGAAUGGUACGUGGCAUUAUAUGAUUUCCAAGCAAUGGAACCAACAGAUCUCGAUUUGCAUGCGGGUGAUCGUAUACUUGUUACGGAAGCGAUCAAUGAAUGGUGGAAAGGAACUUGUAAUGGGCGAGCCGGGAUUUUCCCUGCAAAUUAUGUGCAAAAAUGUCCGCCUUUGUCGGGCAGUAUAUCGCAGUCAGAAGGUGCAGACUUUGGUACAGGUAGAGCUAUUGCUGAUUUUGAAGCCACGGCGGACAACCAGUUAUCCCUGAAAGUUGGUGAUGUGGUAAAAAUCCAAAACAAAUCAUCUGGUUGGUGGCAAGGCGAGAUUGUUUCCGAUGGUGGAGCUAAAAAACGUGGUUGGUUCCCAGGUAAUUAUGUGGAAGUCUUGGGUGGAAAUGAAUUGAAAGCGGAAGCCUUAUAUGAUUACCAGGCGCAGCGUGAUGAUGAAUUAUCUUUUAAAGCCGGUGAUAUCCUAAUAGUUACUGAUCAGAGUGAUGGCGAGUGGUGGAAGGGACGUCUACUCAACGAUAACAGUAAUACUGAUGCACUCUUCCCGGGAAAUUACGUCCAGUUGCGCAAAAGUGUGCAAUCAAGCAACGAAGCAUCUCUAAAUCUAGUGACGUCAUUGUAUAGUCCAGUUGUUGCAACCACUGAUCAGUAUUCCACCGCUGCUUUUAAAUGUGAAAAAGUUGUAAAGGAAUUGUUGGAUACAGAAGUGAAAUACUCCCAUGAUCUAACACAGUGCUAUGAAGUAUUCUCUCAAGGGUUACAAGGCAUAAUUAGUACUAGUUUUGCAAGCCAAUUAUUUUUAAAUUUCAAACAGCUCAUUUUGGUAUCUACUUCUAUUGCUAAUGCACUUAAACGACAGUCACCUGGUGAUGUAUUUGUGGAAAAUUUUGAUUUACUUCGUGCUUAUGUUGAGUUUUGCUCGAAACAACAAGCAGCGUUGGAAAUGCUAAACGAACUUGAGCACAACAACGUUUCUUUUAGACAAGCGUAUCGUUCAUGUUGUAUAAAGACGAAAGGGAUAAACUUUAGUUACUUUUUGCUCUUACCAAUGAAUCGCAUUACUCGUUAUCCGUUAAUUUUUGAAAAGCUUGUCAGAUAUACGGAUCCGGGUGAUCCUAAACGCAAGAAUCUUGAAAAAGCGUACGAGAUGUUGAAGUCACUAUGCAUCGAAAUUAACGAUGUCAUUAGUGCGAUGGAUAGUUCCAGCAUGCUUAUUUGGGCCCAGCAACAUAUACAUUGUGAAGCUAUACAACCACCUAUUGUCUUCCCUUCUGCUACACGCAAAAUUGGACCGCGAUGUCUCCUACAUUCUGGAGCUUUACAGAAACAGUUAAAUGGGAAAAUAUUAGUUGCUCUGUUAUUCAAUGAUUUCUUGAUGCUAACAACACCUACAGAACCAAUCGAACAGCUGGAGGAGUUCAGGAUCUCCAAAACAACUGAAUUGCAAUUAAAUCUUUACAAGACACCUUUGUUAUUGGAAAAUGCUAAAAUUACGCAGAAUAAGGAAAUGGAUGACUGUUCGUUUGAAGUUCGCUCCGGUGAAUUUUCCGUAAUAUUGCGUGCACCAAAUCGAAAUGCUCGAUUAUUUUGGACUGCACAAAUUGAGAAAGCCAUUAACGAGUACCAUAAUCAGUGCCUACUGGCAAAGAAACCGUCGAUAUCUUGUGAUACAUCUGAACAAGGUCGACUUUUCGUGGAACUGGUCUGCAUACUAAACGUGGACAGUUCAUUAAGAUUACUGGGAACCCAGUCAAUACUGUGCAAAUUUCAAAUCGGUCAAUCGUCAACCUAUGCUGACGUUGAUAUAAACAAAAAGGAGCAUCUUUGUACGACACAAUUGCCUAUCUAUAAAACUGCUUAUGAUGAUUUUUUUGAAGUAGCAAUUUUCCUCAACCGAAUCUUUUCGCCAGAUCUUUGUGCAGGCAGCAGCAGAAUUGCAAUGGCCGAUCUGUUGACGGCUGCAACAAUGCAUCGUGGUCCAAUGUCGAAGCAGUUUGAUUGUGAGUCAGGCGAUAUAGCAAAUUUACGACCUCGUGUAAUUCUCAAAUUCGUUGUACAAUUAUUUUAUUGA
This is a messenger RNA of Loa loa (African eye worm), 4464 nucleotides long. Its product is annotated as variant SH3 domain-containing protein. Lineage: Eukaryota; Metazoa; Nematoda; Chromadorea; Rhabditida; Onchocercidae. Gene Ontology annotation, biological process: endosomal transport; clathrin-dependent synaptic vesicle endocytosis. Gene Ontology annotation, cellular component: intracellular vesicle; plasma membrane; clathrin-coated pit. The record is from RefSeq and is a predicted model, not a curated record. The transcript is spliced from 29 exons. Gene Ontology annotation, molecular function: molecular adaptor activity; guanyl-nucleotide exchange factor activity; calcium ion binding. The coding region runs from base 1 to 4464 and encodes 1487 amino acids.